Vanessa tameamea is the source of this 834-nucleotide messenger RNA. RefSeq lists its product as uncharacterized. The coding region runs from base 7 to 825 and encodes 272 amino acids. The record is from RefSeq and is a predicted model, not a curated record. Lineage: Eukaryota; Metazoa; Arthropoda; Insecta; Lepidoptera; Nymphalidae. The transcript is spliced from 5 exons. Gene Ontology annotation, molecular function: N-acetyltransferase activity.
UAAAGUAUGGCAAGAAGUGCAGAAGCAGAAGUUGAGAAGAUGAAAUUAUUGGAGGAGAGAAUUAAAGCGCCUUCAAUCUGGGGUCGGGUGCCCUGCGGAGUACGUUUUGAGGAUCUACAGGAAAAACGGUAUGAGGACGCUGUGAGGUUGUUAAAGAACCAUUAUUUACCUGAAGAGUUAACAUACAGGUCUCUCAAAAUAUCCGAUGAUAAAGAGGGAGUUGACGAGUUCGUCCACAAUGUUAGGAUCUGGAUGAAGGAUAAAAUGUCAAUAGCUGCUGUUAAGGAAGGCACUGACAAACUUGUUGGAGUACUCAUCAUGAGGAUACAGGAGAAAAACGCUUUCACACGAACGUUUAGCCGAGUCAAGAUAACUUACAACGAGAAGUACACGACUGUGAUGAAAUUCUAUAAAGAUAUCGAGACACCUGUUGAUUUGUUUGAAAAACUCGGUGUGAAACGCUUUUUCAAGAUUUAUAUUCUAGCUUUGAAGUCAAGGUAUCGUCAUAGGGGUAUAGGGAAGGAGAUGUUAAAGGCGGCAAUAGCUCUCAGUGCGAGUGCUAGUGUUCCAGCUGUUACGGGUAUAUUCACAACAAGUCGGAGCCAACAAAUAGCCGAUGAGCUUGGGUUUGAGAAACACCACGAGCUCUAUUAUGUGAGAUACCUUAUCGAUGAACAAAUAGUAUUUUGGGAUACCGGCAUUGGUAACUAUGGGGCAGCGUUGAUGGCAUACCGGAUUCCCUCCGUCGAGGAACCUCAAGAAUUGAAGCCUCAGCCAUCUUCACGCUUUAAUAUACAGCCUGCUGAAGAUGACGAUGAUGACUGAAAUCUUCUU